ACAAAUUGUAUUUUUGUUCCUGUGUCAAAAAAGACUGCUAGCUGAUAACAGGCUACAGGAGCCGUCGGUGGCAUUCAGCUAUCGAGCAAACCAACUUUAUCAGAUGAAACUGACAACACAUUGGACUUUAAAACCUUUAAACGGCACGUUUCAUCUGAGGACCCCAUCGGAUAGCAGUUUCACAAGGGAAAGCUCUGAAGAAUAGCUAGAUAUCGAUAUUGCUCACCAAGCCCACCGCUAGCUUAGCCCUGUUUGAUAGCAACACUAGCAAGUCGACCGACACUACAGUGAGAAAUAGGUUUUGAUAACUUGUACAUUCUUUAAAAGUCUUAAUAAAUUUAGCAGUCUUGAUUGAUUGCAACUUUUAGAUCCGUUAUCGGUGGUUUCCGUCGGUCUCGUUGUGGAUCACCGGAUCGGUUGGGUAGCACUUAGCCAAGUUUUCUCAUUUGAGACUAAUUUGCUGGCUAUUAAAAAAACCCACACAGUUGGAAAUGAAUUCAAACGUGGAGAACUUGCCCCCUCAAGUGUUGAGACUGGUCUAUAAAGAGGUUUCUGCCUUGGCAGCAGACCCUCCGGAGGGGAUCAAGAUCUACCCCAGUGAAGAGGACAUCACAGAGCUGCACACUUCCAUUGAGGGCCCAGAAGGAACUCCGUAUGCGGGAGGGGUGUUCCGGAUGCGACUGGUCCUUGGAAAGGAUUUUCCUGCUGCACCUCCCAGGGGCUACUUCCUCACGAAGAUUUUCCAUCCUAAUGUUGGGCACAAGGGUGAGAUCUGUGUCAAUGUGCUGAAAAGAGACUGGAAGGCAGAGCUGGGUCUGAGACAUGUGUUGCUAACCAUCAAGUGCCUUCUGAUCCAUCCUAACCCAGAGUCGGCUCUGAACGAAGAGGCUGGGAGGUUACUUUUGGAGGACUAUAAGGAGUAUGCAUCUCGUGCUCACCUUCUAACAGAGAUCCAUGCUAUGGGAGGCACGUCGGGGGCCCUUCAAGAGCCCGCUGAUGGACCCCAACCCAAGAAGCAUGCAGGAGACCCAAACAAACGUGUAGCUGCGGCUGGUUUGGCAACAAAUGGUGUUGCCACCAACAAUUUAAGUAACAGCAGCUCCAGCGGCACAAGCAGUAACAACACUAAUAUAGUUGCGAAGAAGAAAACAGAUAAAAAACGAGCUCUGAGGAGGCUAUAAAAGAGAAUGAAUCUGUGCUUUUUGUGUACAUAUAAAUAUUGAUGUGUGCAGACCACCUUUUCUCCUCCUCAAACUGUCUUUCCAUUUUCAGGAUGGCACAUUCGUUUUGUCAUGCUCCUACCAGAUCACUCCUCUCAUUUUUGUUCCCUUGUCUCUUUCAACUUAUUCUCAGGACUUGAACUGUCCUUGUGACAAUUCUCUCUGUUUCGUUCACAAAAGGGGUUUGCUUCUGUGUUUCAGAAGGUUUACGAUUGUUUAGAGUAUGAAAACAGUAGUAAAACUUUUGACAAAGUUCAUUUGUGGCCUCCAAAAUUAUGUCAUGACCAUAAGCAGGAUUUCGGUGUGUACUGUCUGCACAGAAUUUAUAAUAUUUAGAUUCCAGGUGUGAUGGGACAGUUACUGUAAUUCUGUCCUACUGUAGUUGGACUGCACCCAUAAAGAUUUUCAUGAAGAAUAGUACAUUGCACAGGAUAUGAUCGUUGUGUGUGUUUGUGGUGAAAGAUACAAGAUCAGGAAUAACAGACAGGGAGUUAAAAUGUGGUCUGAAUAUUACUCGUGAAUAUUAUGUUUUUGUUUGAAUGUUUUUUGUGAGUGCAUAUUUGUGUGGUAUUAUUUUUGUUUAAAGUUUUUACUACAUUU
Messenger RNA from Carassius auratus (goldfish), 1820 nucleotides. RefSeq names its product ubiquitin-conjugating enzyme E2 S-like. The record is from RefSeq and is a predicted model, not a curated record. The transcript has 4 exons. Bases 492 to 1181 code for a protein of 229 amino acids. NCBI's taxonomy places the organism in Eukaryota, Metazoa, Chordata, Actinopteri, Cypriniformes, Cyprinidae.